AUGCUGGGGCUGCUAUGGGAGCAUCCGCCUGCUUUCGAUCCCCAGAUAUGUAGGGCGGCUAGCUUUUUAGUAGUUAGGCUCCUUUCGCGUCGCUCCUCCACCAACGGGGGAUAUAAUUCCUUAGCCUUGCAAGCCUUAGUGUCCUAUGGGAUAAGAGGCUUCGGGAAAGACAUGGGUAAGAUUGGUCAGAUGCUUGUUGUCCAAGAUCCGUCUCCGGAGGGUCCGUCUUCCACCUCCUCCCCCGGGCAGCACGACCCCUUAAUCUUCGGAAUCAGAAGCAGAGGAAUGAUACCGAACCAACCGUCUACGUCUAGCUGUGACUUCGAUUUAACUCGUCAAACUAUCUCUCUAUUGAGUUACUGCGGUAAUCGUUUAACACUAAAAGUCAAAGUAAGGGGUAAGAGAGAUUCCUGGAGCCUUCUCUUUGAACAGCCAGGCAAAUGUGGUACUGAAGAACCUUUAAAACCGUCUCUUUGGGAGAAAUAG
Molecule: messenger RNA, 486 nt
Organism: Striga asiatica
Lineage: Eukaryota; Viridiplantae; Streptophyta; Magnoliopsida; Lamiales; Orobanchaceae
Source: the annotation of a GenBank genome assembly